AAACCCUACUCGCAACAAACAAGCAGCGAGAGAGCUCGAGAUCCGAAUCAUGGGGAAGCUGCCUCCUUCCCUGCGCUCUGCCAAAUUACCCCUCCCCUUCCACAAACCUCCCCCUUCCCCUUCCCCUCCGUCACCUUCUACUCCUCUUUCCCAGUCUCCAUCCCCGCCCGAACGUUCCGUCUUCUUCAGGUCUCCCCUCAAGAAACCCAAGAAGCCCUCCAAAACCCCCAGGGGAACCCUCAACCCCUCUCCCCCGCCCCCACAGCAGCAUGUCUUCCGGUCCCCCCUCCUUUCCGACGCCAUCUCCACCUUCGACGCCCUCGCUGCCUCCUCCCCUUCCUCACUCGACCCCACCUCCCUCCUCCAGUCCUUCUGCAACGCCGGCGCCUCCCCCGCCGACGCCCUCUCCUUCCACCGCCACAUCUCCCCCUCCCUCGCCCCUGGCCGCGCCGCCUUCCACGUCCUUCUCGGCCACUCCUGCCUCCACCACUCCGCCCCCGACCCGGCCUCCGUCCUCGACCUCAUGUCCGACAAUGGAUCGCCCCCGGACGCUGCCUCCGCUGACCUCGCCGUCCGUGCCCUCUGCUCCGCCGACCGCCUCGAUGAUGCCUGCGUUCUCCUCCGCGACCGCCUUGCCUCCGCCGCCGACCGGUUCACCUACAACUUCCUCGUCCGCCGCUUCGCCCGCUUCCGCCCCAUCUCCACCGUCUACGCACUCAUCAAAGAACUCCGCGGCGUUGGACUUCAGCCCGACGUCGUCACCUAUACCAACCUCAUCGACGCUGUCUGCCGCGGCCGGAACCUCCGCGAGGCAACGCGGCUCCUCGGCAUGCUCGCCGACGCUGGCUUCAAACCGGACUGUUACGUGUACAACGUCAUCAUGAAGGGCUACUGCAUGGUGGAUCAGUACGGGGAGGUGAUGGAGGUCUACAACAGGAUGAAGGACGAGGGCAUCGAGCCUGACCUAGUGACCUAUAACACCCUCGUGUAUGGGCUUUCCAAGGCUGGGAUGCUCACACAGGCAAAGAAGUUCUUGAAUGUGAUGGCAGACAUGGGGCAUUUCCCAGACGUGGUCACGUACACCUCGCUCAUGGGCGGGAUGUGCAGGAAAGGAGAUGCCCUGGGGGCGCUCAAGCUUCUGGAGGAGAUGGAGGAGAAGGGGUGCAACCCGAAUGAGUGCACCUACAACACGUUGCUUAUGGGGCUUUGCAAGGCUAAGUGUUUGGACAAGGGGAUGCAGCUGUAUCAGGAGAUGAUUGCUAAGGCUAUGAAGCUGGAGAAUGCAACCUAUGCAACGUUUGUGAGGGCACUGUGUCGUGCGAACAAGAUUGCAGAGGCGUAUGAGGUGUUUGAUUAUGCAAUUGAUAGCAAGAGUUUAACAGAUGUAACAGCAUACAUGGCAUUGGAAAACUCACUCAAGUGGCUGAAUAAGGCAAAAGUGUGAAUAAACAGGGAUAUGAUUAUAAGGCUGGAAGGCUAGGGGUGGGUGCUUUGUUUGCUAUCAUAAUUCAAUUUUGUCACAGUUUUGUGGCUUUUGUUCAGACAGACCCCAACUUGAGCUCUAAUGGAAGGUACACAUCUUGCCCCAAUCCAUGUGGUUCCACUUAUCUGUAUCCUUGAUGCAUUAAACACCAAACUUAAUUGCAAAGGACAUGUUACAGACAGUUUAGCAUGCUUGGUAUUUAUUAACCAGGAGAUUACUGCCCUUGUGCUACUCUUUUCAUGCAGGGUGUUGGACACUGUGUGCAGCUUUUUAGCUGGCCCUCUAGGUGUUCUCAUCUUGAGUUAUGUUUAUAUAUAGAGGAUUCUUCAUGGAAUCCAAUUAUUAGUUUUAUGAUCAGAGCUUCUUUAUCCUUCACACAAACAGUAGGAGAGUUUUUUCCAAUCGGUUUCAAUAAGUAGAUUGUUUGGUGCAAAUCAAGCAUAUAACGUCCAAGCCUGUCGUUGGUUAUACAGACAUAUCAGGGAAAUCAGAGGUAGAUGUUCAUUUGAAUUUAUUAUUUUUCAGUGGCAUCAAAUAAUAUACACUGAGACACUGUGCAGAUUUA
Molecule: messenger RNA, 2048 nt
Organism: Musa acuminata subsp. malaccensis (wild Malaysian banana)
Lineage: Eukaryota; Viridiplantae; Streptophyta; Magnoliopsida; Zingiberales; Musaceae
Product: pentatricopeptide repeat-containing protein At2g17670
Molecular function (GO): protein binding
Source: RefSeq, a predicted model, not a curated record